This is a messenger RNA of Carcharodon carcharias (great white shark), 7779 nucleotides long. Its product is annotated as nebulin-related anchoring protein. The record is from RefSeq and is a predicted model, not a curated record. The transcript is spliced from 41 exons. Lineage: Eukaryota; Metazoa; Chordata; Chondrichthyes; Lamniformes; Lamnidae. Gene Ontology annotation, cellular component: Z disc. Gene Ontology annotation, biological process: cardiac muscle thin filament assembly. Gene Ontology annotation, molecular function: actin filament binding. The coding region runs from base 100 to 5211 and encodes 1703 amino acids.
UACAGGCGAGGUAGAAAGGAUAGAGGGGGACGAGAAGCGCAGCUCAAGAAACAAAAGCAAAACAAUCUUUCGCUGUUUUCUUACACGCAUAAAUAAAAAAUGAAUAUACCGUGUGCUCGCUGUGGCUUUGGCGUUUAUCCCGCUGAGAAAAUAGUUUGCAUAGACCAGACAUGGCACAAGUCUUGCUUUCACUGUGAGGUCUGCAAAAUGAUCUUAACUGUCAACAAUUUUAUCAGUCACCAGAAGAAACCUUAUUGCCAGGCGCACAACCCCAAAUUCAACAAAUUCACCAGUGUGCUAGAUACACCUCUGAACCUGAACGUGAAAAAACAAAGCGAGUCCAGUGAGAUUAAGUACCGUGAGGAAGCCGAAAAAUUCAAAUCAGUUUUUCAUUGGGAUAUAAAGUCGAAGCAACUGGAGCAUGCCUGUACGGUUGGGCGACUUGCGAGUAAGGUGCAGUAUACUAAAGCAUGGGAUGAAAUAAAGGAAUCAUAUAGCUUACCACCAGAUAUGCCCUCUAUUUUACAAGCACAGAAAAAUAUGGAACUUGUCAGCAAGCAUGCUUACAAGGCUGCCUAUGAAGAAGACAAAAAUUGGUACACUGCUUGUGUUACAAGUCCAGAGCUUGUACGAGUUGUCCAGGCUCAAAAAGCUAUCAGUGAUGCGGAGUAUAAACGUGGACAUGGAGAGCACAUUUCUCAGUACACUUCAGUGAUGGACACUCCACAGUUACUACAUGCCAAAGCAGGAGGGAUAUUGGCUAGUGAUCUUAAAUACCACGAAGACUAUGAGAAGAACAUUAAGGGAAAAUGGAGCCAAGCAGCAGGAGCUCAAGUUGCCAUGACAAGAGAGAAUUCAGUAAAGUACAGUCAGCCUGAGUACUCUGCUGAUUCCGAGGAAACUAGAGGGAAAGGCAGUUUCCCUGCUAUGAUCACACCAGCAUACUACAAUGCCAAGAAGGCUAAUGAACUUGCAAGUGAUAUAAAAUACAAAAAAGAUCUAACAACAAUGAAGGGAUCAGCCCAGUACCACAUACUAACUGCUGAAGAAAACUUAGCGAUGAAGCAUGUUAAGGAAGUCAACAAGCUUGUCAGUGAGAUAGAAUACAAGAAGGACCUAGACUCAUCUAAAGGCUACAGCAUUAACUACUGCGAGACUCCUCAAUUCAAGAACAUAGCUAAGUUAUCUAAAUAUACCAGUGAUCUCAAAUACAAAGAAGCCUACCAUAAUCAAGUGAAAGGCCAUUAUGAAGGGAUAGGUAUGGACAGCCGUACACUACAUUGUAUGAAAGUUGGAAGCUUGGCAAGUGAUAGGAAGUAUAAAGCUGCUUUGGAGGGGGACAAAAUGCUUUGCUUUUAUUCAGCUGAGACUGCACCUUCGUAUGAGACACUGAAGAAACUCGUCCCACUGAAAGAUAUGUACUACAGGCAGCAUGUGAAGAAGUUGAAGUACUCAUCAGUAACAGACACUCCCGAGAUAGUGCAAGCAAGAAUUAAUGCGAAGCAACUAAGCAAUUUGAAUUAUCGGGCACAAUAUGAAAAGACCAAAACCCAGUACACAUCGCCUCUCGAAGUGCCACAUCUACUUAAGGCCAAGGCUAAUGCUGAUCUGUACAGUGAUAUCAAGUACAAGGAAUUCUGGGCAAAGAAUAAGGGCAAAGGGUUUCAUAUGAAGCUGGAUUCGAUAGCCCUGCUAGCUGCCAAAGCCUCUGGGAACCUGGCAAGCGAUAUAAAAUACAAAGCAGCGUAUGAGAAAACCAAGGGUAAAGCAAUGAGAAGUAAAGUGUAUGAUUCGAAGACCCUGCAUUCUCUGAGGGUUUCCAAGAUGAGCAGUGAGAUAGAAUAUAAGAAGAACUUUGCAGAAACAAAUGCCAAAUUCCACCUACCACUGGACAUGGUGAACCUGACACAUGCCAAGAAAGCGCAGGCUUUGGCCAGUGACUUGGAAUACAGGAAGAGGCUCCAUGAAUAUACACUGGUGCCAGAAGACAUGAAAGUUAAAUGGGCAAAGAAAGCCUAUGGAUUACAGAGUGAGCGUAAAUACAGAGCAGACUUGACAUGGAUGAAAGGAGUAGGAUGGGAGGCAGAACGAAGUCUGGAUGUGGAACAGGCUAGGAAAGCCGGGGACAUUCUGAGUGAGAAAAAGUACAGACAGAGAGUUGAUGCGUUAAAAUUCACAAGUGUGGCAGACACUCCGCAGAUUAUUCAUGCCAAGAGAAGCCAAGAUUUGCAAAGUGAUUUAACGUACAAAGCAAUGGGUGAACAGAGCCUUCAUGAGUACAGCAUCAGCAAAGAUGAGCCAUUGUUCAGACAAGCCAAGGCAAAUGCUGAGUAUCUAAGUGAUAAAAUCUACAAGAGUGACUGGGAGGCUCAAAAACAAAAAGGCUUUGAGCUGCGGCUGGACACUAUAGCAAUUUUGGAAGCAAAGGCGAAACGAGAUCUUGCAAGUGAUGUCAAGUACAAGGAGGCGCAUGAGAAGAUAAAGGGCAAGUUGAUCGGGGUGAAGGAUGUAGCGGGUGACUCUCAGAUUUCCCACUCUAUCCAAGCUUCCAAGCUGCAGAGUGACCUUGAGUACAAAAAGAAAUCUGAGGGAAACAAAACAAAGAUCCAUCUGACAAUGGACAUGCUGGAAUUGGUACAUGCAAAACAAGCUCAGAGCCUGGCCACUGACAGGGACUACAAGAAGCGAUUCCAUCAAUAUACUGUCCUACCUGGAGAUAUGAAAAUUGAAUGGGCUAAGAGAGUGUAUGCACUGCAAAGUAAUAACCAGUACAAGUCUGACUUGAAUUGGAUGCGUGGUGUGGGAUGGAUAACCAGUGGUUCUCUAAAUGCUGAACAGGCUAAGAAGGCAGGAGAACUGUUCAGUGAGCGAAAAUAUCGUCAGCAUCCAUAUGCCCUGAAAUUUACAAGUGUUACAGACUCUCCUGAAAUGGUACAAGCCAAGAUCAGUUAUAACCAGGCAGUGGAUAGACUGUACAGGGAAGAUGGAGAAAAUGUAAAACAUCACUACACACUGACAAAGGACCUCCCAGAAUUCCUGCAAGCUAAAACUAAUGCCAUGAACAUCAGUGAGAACCGCUACAGGGAGUCGUGGACAAAAUUACGGGAUGCUGGAUAUAAACUACUUUUGGAUGCUAUUCCAGUCCAAGCUGCCAAAGCAUCAAGAGAAAUUAUUAGCGAUUACAAAUACAAAGAAGCAUUUGAGAAGACAAGAGGUCAGAUGGUUGGAAUACAAAAACUGGAGGAUGAUCUGAACAUUUCUCAUUCCGUUCAUGCAGCCAGGCUCAACAGUGAUCUGAAGUACAGGAAAGAUUUUGAGGAGACAAAGACUGAUUUCCAUCUACCCAUGGAUAUGGUGAACCUUGUCCAUGCUAAGAAAGCCCAAGGUUUAGCCAGUGACCAGAACUACAAAUAUAUCAUUCACCAUUAUACAACAGUACCCGAUGACUUGAAGUUGCAAUGGGCAAAGCACGCCUAUGAUCUGCAGAGUGAGAACCUGUACAGAUCUGACCUGAACUUCAUGAAAGGAGUGGCUUGGAUUUCAACAGGGGCUUUAGGAAUCGAAGAAGUGAAGAGAGCAACUGCCCUUAUCAGUGAGAAAAAAUAUCGUCAACAUCCAUAUUCGCUAAGGUUUACGCAGGUGGCAGAUUCGCCUGAUUUGAUUCGUGCAAAAUUGAGUAACAUCAUUGCCAACGAGCGCCUUUACAAAGCUGCAGGAGAAGAUGCCCGACAUCAUUACACUCCAAUUGUUGGUUCACCUGAAUACAUUCUGGCAAGAAUUAAUUCUGCAAACCUCAGUGAGGUGAGGUACAAACAGUCGUGGCUGAACCAACAAGCUCUUGGAUACAAACUGACACUUGAAGCCAUUCCCUUCCAGAGUGCAAAAGCUUCCCGGCAAAUAGCAAGUGAUUAUCAAUACAAGAGUGCCUUUGUGAGAGAGAAGGGAAAACAUAUUGGUGCUAGAAGCAUUUUGGAUGAUCCCAAGAUGCUGCACUGCAUGCAAGUUGGAAAGCUACAGAGUGAAAAGCUGUACAAGAAAGAAUCACAAGAAAGCAGAACACAGUUCCACUUAUCAUUGGACAUGGUGAACCUGGUGCAUGCUAGGAAUGCUCAGGUUUUGGCCAGUGGCUUGGGUUACAAGAAGUUGAUUCAUGGAUAUACAGUUCUACCAUGUGACAUGAAGAUGCAAUUGGCAAAGAAAGCCUAUAACCAGCAGAGCGAGAUACAAUACAAGUCCGAUCUAAACUUCCUGAGAGGUGUUGCAUGGAUGACUCAGGGCUCCCCACAGAUUGAGACAAUGAAGAAAGCUGGUGAACUUAUCAGUGAGAAAAAAUACAGACAGCACCCCGAUACCUUGAAGUUUACAAGUGUGAUCGACUCUCAAGAUAUCAUGCAUGCUAAGAAAAGCUACCUUCAAUGCAGUGAUAGGUCGUACAGAUCUAGAUAUGCACAGUCUAUGCAUAGAUGUACAAUACCACCCGACCAUCCUGAUUUCAAGCGAGCAAGAAUUAAUGCCUACAACAUCAGUGAUAAAGCUUACAAGACAUCUUGGGAACAGACAAGAGCACUGGGUUAUGACCUUAGAUUGGACGCUAUCCCCUUCCAGACAGCCAAAGCGUCAAGGGAAAUAGCCAGUGAUUACAAAUACAAGCAAGCAUUUGCGAGAGAGAAGGGUCAGCAGAUUGGCUUCCGCAGUGUUGACGAUGAUACAAAAAUGAAGCACUUCUUGGCUGCCAGCAGACUCCAGAGUGCCAAGGAAUACAAGAAGGAAUUUGAAGAGGGCAAAUCCAAGUACAGAUUGCACAUGCAGCAACCUGGUUUUGUACAAGCUAAAAAGAGCCAGGAGCAAGCCAGUAACAUUAACUACAGGCAGUACUUACAUCAGUGGACAUGUGACCCUGAACAGCUAAAUGUGAAGCAUGCCAAAAAAGCUUACAAACUACAAAGCGAUGUUGCAUACAAAUCUGACCUGAACUGGAUUCGUGGCAUUGGCUGGACACCUCCAGGUUAUCAUAAAGUAGAAAUGGUUAAGCGUGCAGCUGAUAUGGCGUAUGCACAAGGGCUGGACCCACAGAACGCAGCCAUUCAGUUUGAACAAUUCAUGAAAGCUCAGGCAGACAGAAGUACAGAAGAAUCUCAGCGGACAGAUGUGAUGCCAGAUGCGACUGAGAUGCUUCAAGUAAAAAAGCGCAAGAUGAAGCUCACUAAAUAAUGAAAUGCUAACACUGCUAAUUGCUGUUCUAGUUGUUAAAUGGCACAUUUUUCCCCAGAUUAUAUAUAAGCUACAUUUACAUUUUGUUUUAGUUUUUAGUGAAAAACUGCAUACAUAAUUAAUGCACCUUCUGUACUGCAAGAUACUUUUCUUGUUCAUUUUCUAUUCACCCCUAUGUAUUAUGCAGUUUAACUUGUAACUUCUUUGUCUAAGUGAAAACAUAUACAUUGAGAAUUAUUUAAGUGUUAAACUUUAUAUGUGUCUUUGGGAAUGGAAAUUAUAUUUACUAUAUUAUAUAUAUUGGUGUAGACCAAUUAACCACCAGUCUAUAGUAUUGGACUGGCCCACUUUUGCACAAGGCCAGAAUCUAUUCAACAAAUAUCCCCAAAAAUGAUGGGGGGUGGUGGUGGGGUCAGGUCGGGGCAGGGUUGGAAUUUUCUACUUGGGUGCCAAAUGAUCAUGAUAUCGGAAGUGUGCCAAUAAAGCAGUCAGGCAGUCUGAGCCAUUUGCGUGUUUGGACCUGAUUGACAUUUUUGCCAGGAGCUAUGGGUGCUAAAUGGGUGUUCUGCUUCAGAAUACUGCCAAGCUGAAGUGUAAAAUCAACUGAUGGCUAGGCCUGUUGGGAGAAGGUUGGUGGGGGUUGGGGGCAGGAGAGGAGAGGUGUUGGGGCAGCAACAGACUCGAAGAUUUUUGUGAGGCUUAGAGGAGUACUUCUGCUUAAGGAAAAACAAAACCCUCACCUUCUUUGGAAAGGCCUUUAGCAGCCCCUUUAAAGGUCAACGAUUAAUCUUGAUGCUUGAAUGUGGGACUAGCAGGCAUUGUGCAUGUCCCAUGCAUAUUGUAAUCAGGAGACGACAGCAGGCAUGGGAGCCUAACUUUGUAUAUUUCAACAACCUCUCACCUGUUUUGGACAGAAGCUGAAUGAUUGAAACAGCAAAAUGGGUAUAUAAUCGAUGAUUUGAACUUAAAUGUAGGGGCCAUGAUUAAGAAGUCUGCUGACGAUACAAAAAUUUGCCUUGUGGUUGAUGAUCGGGAAGAAAACUGUAGUUUGCAGGAAGAUAAGAGUGGACUAGUCAAAUAAAUGGUACAAUGGCAAAUGGAGUUCAGUCUGGAGAAUUGUGAGGUAAUGCAUUUGGGGAAGACUAUUGAGGCAACGGAAUGUACAAUAUAUGGUAGGAUACUGAAAAGUGUAGAGAAACCCAGGGUCCUCAGAGUGCAUAUCCACAAAUCCCUGAAGGUGACUGCACAGAUAGAUAAGGUGAUCAAGAAGGCAAACGGGAUACUUACCUUUAUUAGCCGAAGCAUAGAAUAUAUCAACUGGGGGGGUUAUACUGGAACUGUACAAAACACUAGUUAGGCCACAGUUGGAGUACUGUCAGCAGUUCUAGUCACCUCACUAUAGGAAAGGCAUGAUUGCACUAGAGGGGCUACAGAGGAGAUUUAUGCAGUUGUUGUCUGGACUAAAGGAUUUUAAUUAUGAAGAAAUGUUGGAUAGGCUAGGGUUUUUUCUUUGGUACAGAGGAAGCUGAGGGGAGAGCUAAUUGAAGUGUGUGUGUGGCGUCUUGAUAGGCUGGAUAUGGAGACGCUAUUCCCCAUGGUUGAGAGAUCUAUUAUCAGGAGGCAUGGAUUUAAGGUAAGAGGUAGGUGGUUUAGAAAAGAUUCAAGGGGAAUUUUUUUCAUGCAGAGAGUGCUGUGGAUCUGAAAUGGUGGUAGAGACAGAAAAACUCAAAAUGUUUAAAAAGUACUUGGAUAUGCACUUGAUAUACUGUAACCUACAAGGCUACAGAUAAAGGACUGGGAAGUGGGAUUAGGCUGAAUGGCUCCUUGUCAGCUGGCACGGAUAUGAUGGUCUGAAUGGCCUCUUUCCGUGCUGUAAAUUUCUAUAUAACAUCAGAUUUCACCUUUGUUGGUCACCCAUAUUUCAGGUGUGAACCAAAUGGCCAGCAGUUGAAAACCUCUCGAUAAGUCUUUGAGCUAAGUUCAUCAUCGGGUGCUCCUCCUUUCGCUCUGUUUUUCCCCUUCUUUCUCAAAUGCCUGUUUUCUAUCCUGAAGAGUUUCCAGCUCCAGAGAAUGAAUUGGAGACCUGUUUCUCCAGCUGUCACAGGGAGGUGUGCAAGUGUGGCUCAGGCUAAUUCUCCAUCUGAUUAUUUAUCUCUUUUACUUCUCUUACUGUGAGAAAUAGGUCUCAGCAUUUAUCCAUGUCAAUGUUUUGAGAGUGAAAUCCCAGUGCCACCUCAUCCUCUCACUCUGUGAUACAAUAUGCAGGUGGCUUAAUGUCUUGUCUAUCUUGCCACCUGGCACUUGCCUCAUACAUUUGCACCAAAUGUUUCUUAUCCAAAGUGUUGAUAACUGACACAACUGCUGAGUCACAUUCUAGCUUUGAGUCCCAAUUCUGACAAGAUGAAUUAGCUUCACCAGCUUGGGGGUUGGGGGGAAGGUGAGGGGAUUCAUAAUAUUUGCACAAUUGUUUUCAAGAACCGAUUGUCUAACCUAAGCUUGUAAGAAGUUAAAUGUAGAGAGAUGUGCAUAUUUUCCAGAGAUGGUAAAAAUAAAUAUGAUUCUAAGUUA